AGUCUGUAACCAAAAGCACGAUAGUCACCUCAAUUCAUUUAAAACUAUGGCAACAGACAGGAAGAAGUUUAAAAUUCCAACCGCAGAUGAAAUAGACGCAUCAGCCAGUACAUCAAGUUCAUCGCUGAGUUCAUUUAGCAAAUUUCAACAACUGAAGAAAGAGGGCAAAGUGGCAGAUGCCUGUGACCUCGACAAGUCGAUAAGAACAGGCAAGAAAGCUGAAUUGAGCUCAGGUCCACCAAAAUCCUCCAUGUCAGGAAUCCAACCUAGGAAUGUGCUCCAAUCAAGUUCUUCAACUGCAAGCUCCGUGAGCACAGCAAUACAGAACAACAAACCCCCAACAUCCACAGCUGUUCCUGAGAGAAGUGGGCCAACCGCUGUGAAGUCGUUAAACACAAACAGCAUCAUUGUUAACUCCAGGCAGAGAGGAAAUCCAAUUCUGAAAUUCAUCCGUAGCAUUCCCUACGAGUUUGGAGACAUAAUUCCAGACUAUGAGAUGGGAAAGACUUCUUGUGCGCUAUUUCUGAGUCUUCGUUAUCACCAGCUAAAUCCAAAUUACAUUCACGAGCGUCUGAAACAGCUUCGCAGAUAUUACGAUCUCAGGGUGCUACUGGUACAAGUUGACAUCAAAGAACCCCAUCAUCUGGUGAAAGAAUUGGCCAAAAUUUGCAUCCUGGCAGACUGCACCCUCAUUCUCGCAUUCUCCGCUGAGGAAGCCGGGCGCUACUUGGAGACGUACAAAGUAUACGAACAUAAACCCCCUGAAGCUAUCAUGGAGAAAACCGAGAAGGACUACAUGUCAAAGGUCACGGAGUGCCUGACCUCUGUGAAAUCGUAUAUGAUAUACACAUACAGACCUAAGAGGAAGUUCAAGACUAUAAGGAGACCUUACAACUAUGUUCCUAUGGGGCGCCCGGCGCUACCACCUGAUGGGAAGUACACCACAGAACCACUGCCAUUUCUGCGCACCGGCGGUAGAGACCUUAACGGGAAAGUCGUAAACGCCAAAAUAGGUGGGGGUCCCAAGGUCAGCUGGUACAUGAGGGACGAUAGCUUCUUAAACAAGAGGGAUGCUGAAUCUGUGGAGGAGAGGGUGCUGCGAAUUCAUCCGGAUCCGGUCAGGACGGCGAACCUGGCACUGGUUGGUUCCGGGAACAACAAACGAUACAUCAUUGCCACCCAGAACAUGAAGGAAGGGGAUGUUGUGAAAACCAGCAGGGAAAUCCCGACCAUCUCAGUACGAGCAAUGGAAGGUGAUUCUCAUCCACUUGGUGCUUUACCUAUGGGAACAAUCAUUCACAACAUCGAGAAGAUUCCAGGAGAGGGUGGGACCUUUUGUCGGGCAGGGGGAGCAAGUGCACAGCUAAUGAGAAAAGUGGGUGAUCAAGUGGCAAUAAGACUGCCCUCUAAACACGAGGUAGUGCUGGAUCCCACCUGUAUGGCCACGGUUGGACAGGUGUCCAAUUCUGGACACGAUGACGUUCCAUGGAAAGGGGUAGGGGAGAAGAUGCGAUCCGGAUAUCGACCACGAACCGGAUGGAAGCACCGGAAAACGGGAUACCAUGGCAGAAAGAUAAAACCCAAAAAGACAUUUCAUGUAAAACCUAAAGUGCCAGACUAUGAAACUUACAAGUUGUCAGGAGUGUGAUAGACGAGACUGUUAAAAAUCUGUUAUUAUAAAGUCAGGAGUGUGAAAGACGAGACUGUUAAAAAUCAGUUAUUAUGAAGUCAAGAAUGUGAAAGACGAGACUGUUAAAAAUCAAUGAUUACAGAAAUUCAUUUCCGGUGUCUAGAGAAUACAGUGUACAUUUAUGUAAUUAUUUGCAUAAAUAUGAUUUACAGUGAUACUCUAUGGUUGGUAUGGUUGCAGAAUAUUCUGUGAUUUUUGAAAUGGUAUUUUCAGAGAAAUAGGGAUUGAUCAUUGACAUCCAUGCUGGUGUACUUGUUUACAAUGUAAUGCUACACAGUGAAGAGAAGAAUGAAUUUGAUUUUUUUUCUGUUGAGUAUGAAGCAUUCAGUCAAUUAAAGUGAGUUCAAAAAGUUCUUUCAGUGGUAUAAUUACAUCCUCUGUACAUGUAUUUAUGUUGUCUUUGUGACUAUGACAGUUACAUAUUAGUUCUGAAAUGUACAAUGUAUUAUCACAAGGCAUUCUUAAUUCUGAUUAUUGCACCAUUAUGCAUUUCUUUUCUUUUUUCUUCUUUUUAAACGAAAUUGUAAUAAAUAUUGCCGUUUUUUC
This is a messenger RNA of Ostrea edulis (European flat oyster), 2236 nucleotides long. RefSeq lists its product as uncharacterized. Gene Ontology annotation, cellular component: ERCC4-ERCC1 complex; nucleus; ribosome. The record is from RefSeq and is a predicted model, not a curated record. Gene Ontology annotation, biological process: UV-damage excision repair; nucleotide-excision repair; translation. Gene Ontology annotation, molecular function: structural constituent of ribosome; single-stranded DNA binding; damaged DNA binding. NCBI's taxonomy places the organism in Eukaryota, Metazoa, Mollusca, Bivalvia, Ostreida, Ostreidae. Bases 47 to 1648 code for a protein of 533 amino acids. The transcript is spliced from 4 exons.